GUGAAUUAUGAUGCCAUAAAGAUUCCAAAAUGGCCUCCAUUUUCAGAGAUGCACCCAGUUGAUUAUUAUUCUACUUACACCAAGAACUGCAGUGGAGAAUUUACACAGGAAGAAAUCAGAAAUAUUCGAGCACAUUAUUAUGCCAUGUGUGCAGAAACAGAUGCCAUGCUGGGUGAGAUACUUUCCGCUCUAAAUGAAACAGGACUGCUUGGAAGAACUCACAUAAUAUUUACUGCGGACCAUGGAGAACUUGCAAUGGAACACAGACAGUUUUAUAAAAUGAGCAUGUAUGAACCAAGUUCCCAUAUUCCCCUCCUUAUAAUGGGUCCGAAUAUUAAGUCACAGUUCAUAUCAAAUAUGGUGUCCCUCGUGGAUAUCUAUCCUACCAUGCUUGACAUUGCAAGUAUCCCCAUUCCCAAAAACAUCAGUGGAUAUUCACUGAUGCCUUUGAUAUUAGAAAAUAAAUAUUUCAAAGCCCUAUCUAGAAGGCUCCAUCCUCCUUGGAUUCUGAGUGAGUUUCAUGGCUGCAAUGUGAAUUCUUCAACCUACAUGCUGCGAAUUGACAAGUGGAAAUACAUUGCUUAUUCAGAUGGCCACUCCGUAUCUCCUCAGUUGUUUG
Thamnophis sirtalis is the source of this 619-nucleotide messenger RNA. The record is from RefSeq and is a predicted model, not a curated record. Lineage: Eukaryota; Metazoa; Chordata; Lepidosauria; Squamata; Natricidae.